This is a messenger RNA of Penaeus vannamei (Pacific white shrimp), 1747 nucleotides long. The record is from RefSeq and is a predicted model, not a curated record. NCBI's taxonomy places the organism in Eukaryota, Metazoa, Arthropoda, Malacostraca, Decapoda, Penaeidae.
GAUUUUAAAUGCAAUUAAGAAGGGUAUGAUAUAUCACUAGGAGAGUUCUCAGCAGUGAACAUCAGAGAAAAAUGCUUACACUAGUUGGCCACCCUCUUCCCACUGUUCAUAGCUUGGGUAACAUGCUGGAACUUGAUGGCUUGGGCUGGGUCUUGGCUAGGUACCAAGUGGCUAUUGCUUUCAUGUGUUGAAAGAGACUAUACUGCUGAUAAAUUCACAAUUUCCUUUGUCCUUGACAUGAUUUGCUUAGGUGAUCAACAAAAAAAAAGUAUGGGAAAGUUGAAAGAUUAGAAAGUAUGUUAAUAUUUAAGGAUAUCUGGCAACUGUGCUCAUGGAAAAGGGCAGGAGUGCAGGGUGGGAUGUGGGAAGUGCCUUAUUUUUCAUACCAUUGGAUAAGAAGGAUGUCCUCAGGCAUCAUCAAGAAUCCCAGAAUGGUUACUGGAAUGCAAAUACUGCAGGAUCUGACAGCUUCACUUGAGGUCCGUCUACAGAAUGCUCUCAGUGAGCCUCAGCUACACAUUAGAUGUGAAGAAGUGGGAAGAAUUCUGAAUGAAUCAACCAGUAAAGAUGCCAGCUUUGUUUUACGCACAGUAGUGGAGAGUGUGUUUGGAGUCAAUGGGCAGAUGGGAUGGGGACUGAGGACAAUAACCCAUUCAGCCAUGAGCCGGGAGUUUGACCAGUUAAGACUAUUCUUAGGUCCUUCAGGGCCCCUGCUGUCACUCACAUACCGUCUAGCCAACGAUCCCUUUCUCAUGUUCGAGUUCCCAGUGAUUUGGCUACCAGUCAAGUCAAGAGCAGAUAUUGAGGAAGGUACUCCAGGAAUGUUCUAUGUCAACAAGGUGCAGAAUCCUGGGCCUGGAAAAGCACCAACAAACAUUCUUUUGAAUGCCUUUGAAUUCUACAUCUUCCAUUUCACACACUUUUUGAUUAGUGGAGGCUCACAGCGCUGGUCAUUGUCUUGGACUACUGCAGGUGAUGCACUUUAUCCCAGUUUACUGGAGGAUUAUUUGCAAACAUUCUUGCCUUGUGAUAGCUCCAUUCCCCCGGGUCCACCUAGUCCUCCUGUGUCCCCAAGAGGUGUUUUGUCACCAGUCUCUCCUCGGAGUAGUGGGCCUGGAAAUGCCAAUCUGUACCUGACAACUUUAGUAUCACCAAUUGCCUGCCGAACUGUUCGCACGCCAGGACCCCAUGGAUAUCCUGGCCUUGAGGGGAGUGGUGCACACGCAUCAUCUCCACUGCAUGCAUCACAUAAUCCACAUCCUCAGUUAAAUAUUUGGACAAGUCAAGUUUUAGUGCAAGUCCUUUUUGAAAUGUGGGUGAAUCAGUGCCUUCCACCAUCAAAGUCUCCAGGACGUUCGCCACCUUCCUCUUCUUCAGCUCCUCAUAACAAUCAAUCCACUGCUCUGCAUGUGUGCAGUGUCUUUUCAGAUCACACUCCUCUAGAGUAUCGGCCAAAUUGGCACACAAAUGGCUUUGAAGUAUUCGUGCCAUCAAGUGAUCAUGUUCGAGUAGUAAGAAUGCUGAUAAAACAUCUGCACUUCUUUACAAAUAGUGCCAAAUCAGCCCAGCCAUCUCCUUUGGAUGAUCUUCGCAAGAAUGUAUGGACAAUGUAUCGGAAGAGUUUGUUCCAGUUCUUGCAUCAUACAUUCAACCACUGGCCUUUAGAUUCUUCAUUUAGACUUGUACUAGAGACAUGGUUGUCAUACAUACAGCCUUGGAGAUAUACUGAUUAUUCUCCAAUCAGCAG